AUGGAGAGUUUUGAUGAUAUGGUUGAUAUGGAAGUCAUAAAUGAUCAAGAGUUAUUGAUUAAUCUGAAAAAGAGAUAUUAAUAAAAAAAAAUAUUCACAUACGUCGGACCCACAUUGUUGGUCAUUAAUCCAUUUGAGGCAUGUCCUCACCUUAUCAAUAUGGAAAUUAAGAACAAAUAUAUUUAACAGGCCAUCAAUAAGGAAAAUAGGAGCAGUCAACCUCCACAUAUGUAUGCAAUAGGUGCUGAAGCAAUUAAGAGUUUAUUUGAAAAUUAAAAAAAUUAAGCAAUCAUCAUAUCUGGUGAGAGCGGAGCAGGCAAAACAGAAAAUGCAAAGUCAUGCAUGAAUCUAAUCACCAGUGUCAAAUUCGAUACUCCAAGGCAAUCACAAGAGAAAAAAAAUAGUAUCAAUAAAUUCGCCAUUGAAGAUCGAAUCCUAUCAUGCAAUCCAAUCUUGGAAGCAUAUGGCAAUGCCAAGACACUGAGAAACAAUAACUCAAGUAGAUUCGGCAAAUAUACUAAAAUUUAUAUCUCGAAGAACGACAAGAAAAUCAAAGGAGCUCAGAUAUACAAUUAUUUACUGGAGAAGAGUAGAAUCUGUUUGCAAGGAAAGGGUGAGAGGAAUUUCCAUAUCUUCUAUCAUAUUUUAAAGGGAAUGCCUAUUAAUGAAUUAUAGUAAUUGUUCUUAAGUGAAAAUGAUUAACCCAUCCAAUUAAACAAGGUCUCAUACAUUAAUACUAUCCAGGAUGUUGAUGGAAUCGAUGAUAAGAAACUCUAUGAUGAAGUCAUUCAGUCCUAUAAUUUAUUAGGUUUGGAAUCAGAUAAGUCGAACAUCCAUUAAAUAGUAGCAGCCGUAUUGCAUUUAGGAGAUCUGCAAUUCAACGAGGCCACUCUAACUGAUGAUGUUCCUUGUUAAAUUGUCACUGAGAAUAAGUUGGAAUACUUGUCAAAGCUAUUACAAUUGAGUAUCAAAGAAAUAAGUGAAGCCCUCAUACUCAAACAAAGAAUUAUAAAUAAAUAGAAGAUUAUCUCUCCUGUUUCCUACAAUUAGUGUAUCUAAAAUAGAGACUCAUGGGCUAAAGAGUUAUUUGAACGAUUAUUCAAUUGGCUUGUUUAAAAAUUGAAUCAGAAUAUCUUACCAGAAGAGGAAAUCGAUACAAAUAACAAUAAUACCUACAUUGGAUUGUUAGAUAUCUAUGGAUUUGAAGUCUUUGAUAAAAAUGGAUUUGAGUAACUGAUAAUCAACUAUACGAAUGAGAGAUUGCAUUAGUUAUAUAUAUAAUAUGUAUUUAAAGGAGAGGAAAUUGUAUUUAAAGAGGAAGGACUUGAUAAAUUUUGUUAGCAUAUCAAAUAUAAAGAUAAUUAAGCAUUGAUAGAUUGCAUGGACAAACCUCCCUUGGGCAUUUUUGAUAUCUUGGAUGAAGUAUGUUAAGUAGGUGGAGAUGAUGAUUUAUUGAUAAGCAAUAUCAGAAAAAAGUAGAAGGAUCCAAAAUAUGUCUUACAACCUAAAAUGCCAUCUACUUAAUCUUUCAUUAUUGUUCAUACUGCCAGAAAUGUUGAAUAUUUGAUUUCUGGAUUUAGAGAAAAAAAUGUGGAUGAAAUCAGUGUGUUAACAGCAUUUUAUAGUUAAUAGAGUGGUAAUCCUUUGAUUUCAAAGCUUUUUGCUGUUGAAGAAAAAUAAACUUAAACAGUUACUAAGAAAGACAAAAGUUUAUCUAAGAAAAUUAGAACUUAGAUGAAUGAUCUAAUGAAAGAAUUAACCAAUAAAUGUGAUGUUCAUUUUGUUAGAUGUAUUAAACCAAAUGAUCUUAAGAAACCUCAAAUAUUGGAGGAUGAUUAUGCAUUACAAUAAAUAAGAUAUUUAGGUGUUUUAGAUAGUUUAAAAGUUAGAAAAUAGAACUAUCCAUUUAGAAGAUUGCACAAACAAUUUUAUAAAUAAUUUGGUGAAAUGACCUCUAAUCCUUUAUUUAAUGUCCUAGAAUAAUAAAAUGCUGAUUUUAGAGAACUUAACUUGUAAAUGUUCCAAUAAUACUAUCCAAAACUUGGACCUGAAUUAGUUCUAUUUGGAUAGAAAAGAAUAUUCAUUAGAAUUGAAGGCAUGGAUAUAAUCUAGUAAGUAUUUGCAGAGAUCAUGGCAAAAAAGAGCAAAAUUGCAUUAAAAAUUCAGUAUAAUUGGCAUAAGUACUUGAUCAAAAAGAAUUUGAAGAGAAUACACGGUCAUUAUCAAAAGAUUAAGUUAUGCAAUUGGAGUAAGGCUCUAAAGGCAUUUCAGAAUCUCUAUUACUAUCAAUUACGACAAUCGAAGAUGAAGUUGUACUAGAAUUAAUUGGAUAAGAUAUUGCAGUAUGUGUACAGAUUAUAGGCAAUUAACAAUUUUGAUGUAAUAAUGAAACAAAUUAUUUUCAUCCAAAGAUAGAUAAGGAAAUGGCUAUUUUUUAAGAGAAUAAGAAAAUUAGUGUUGGUGAAAUUCAAUAUUAAUUUAAUAAUAGAGAACAGUUGGUAAUAGAUUAGAUUGAAAAAAGUAUUGGUAAUAUAGAGUUUCUUUAGAGGAGCAAGGGUUAGAAGGAUUCAUAAGAAUGUGGUUGUUAGAUCCAAAUAGGCUAGGAUAAACAAAAGAAAUGAAUUGGCAGCAAUUAGAAUAUAAAAGUGGAUUAAGGGAGUACAAGUAAGAGAACACAUAAGAAAAUUGAAUAAGGCGGCUUUUAAGAUACAAGGAUUUGUGAAGAUGAAAUGGUUGUCAUAGACAUUUAAAUAAAUAAGAAUUAGUACAAAUAAGAUAUAGAAAUUAAUUCGAAGAUAUUUGAUUAAAUAAAGGGCAAAGAGUAUCAAAAAAGAAUAAUUUUUGAAGCCCUUAGAGGAAUAACUAAAUGAAACUUUAAGGAUUGAAGAAAAUGAUUUGUAUGGUAAUAAUAUGAAUUCGAUGAGUUUUGAUUAAAUAUUAAAUUAAGAAGAUGAUUAAUUUCGUGAUAAAGGAUAAUUAUUUGAUAUCAUAGUGGAUUUAGAAAUAUUGUCUGAUGUUGGUUGUUAUUAGCCAUCUUUCUCAUCAAAUUAUAAACAAUUAUUUUAACAAUGCUAUAAAAAUGAAAAUAUCAUAUAAAGUGUAAGAGUAGGUAGUUUCCACAGUAUUGCAUCGACGAGUACAAAUAAGUUAUAUAGUUGGGGAUUGAACAAUGAAGGUCAAUUAGGAUAGGGGAGAUUAAGUGAUAUUCCACAAUAACCCUAGUAACUUAGUCUGAAUGUAAUAAUGGAUUAAAUAGAAUGUACUGAUUUCAAUAGCUAUGUUAAAUGUCAAGAUGGCAAACUGAUUAUUUGGGGUGCUCAAUGUGGUACCAUCAGUUAUGUUGACAUAUAGCCAAUAAAAUACUUAUAGUGCAGAUUCGAUAGAACUUACAUAAUUACUAAUUCUGGAUAGGUGUAAUAUUGGGAGAGUGAUCACGUGAUAUAAAACAUAGCAACUAAUUCUCCCAUUUCUUAAUUAUCGAUUGGAUUCAAUUUUAUUGCAUUGCUCAAUAAUCAAGGGUAAGUCUUGGUGAAGGGAACCAAUGAACAUGGUCAAUUGGGUUUGGGAGAUACUGUAUUUCGGGAGUAAUUAAUUUAAAUUAAAAUUCCUUACAAAGCAAAUUUAAUUAGUUGUGGUUUGAAACAUCUAAGCAUUUAAUGUUGUAAUGGGAAGGCUUUUGUGUGCGGUUGGAAUCAGUAAGGUCAAUUGGGAUUGGGAGAUUUUUAAGAUAGAUAGAAUUUGGUGUAAUUAAAAUAUGAGACCCAAUAGAUUUGUUGUGGUAGAACAUCCACGAUGAUUCUGUUGGAGAAUAAGUAAGUUCUAUGGUGUGGUAGCAAUGGCAAUUUGAAAUUUUAGAAUGAGUUCGUUUAAUUGGCCAAGAAGAUGAAGUAUAUUCAAAAAUUAAACCCAGUGCGAAUUCAAUGUUCAUUUUCGAAAGUGAUUAGCCUAAUAAAUAUCACAUAUGUUAAGAUGGAAAAGGUCAAAUAGCCAGAGAAACUCAAGGGCAUUUUGGGAACUCUAACUCAAAAGUGGGUGGAGAGUAAUAUCAAUUCCAUAGACCCUCCGAUGAUAGAGAGUGUGUCGAAUUAUUUGAUGCAUUAUCAUAUGAAAAAGUCCAGCUUUACCAACUCGUAAAUUGUAGUAAAUAAAGUUUGUAGGAAAUGA
Paramecium tetraurelia is the source of this 4164-nucleotide messenger RNA. RefSeq lists its product as uncharacterized. Gene Ontology annotation, molecular function: ATP binding; microfilament motor activity; actin filament binding. The transcript has 3 exons. Gene Ontology annotation, cellular component: cytoplasm; myosin complex; vesicle. The record is from RefSeq and is a predicted model, not a curated record. Lineage: Eukaryota; Ciliophora; Oligohymenophorea; Peniculida; Parameciidae. Gene Ontology annotation, biological process: actin filament organization; vesicle transport along actin filament.